Molecule: messenger RNA, 387 nt
Organism: Pleuronectes platessa (European plaice)
Lineage: Eukaryota; Metazoa; Chordata; Actinopteri; Pleuronectiformes; Pleuronectidae
Gene: fgf5
Product: fibroblast growth factor 5
Biological process (GO): positive regulation of cell population proliferation; positive regulation of protein phosphorylation; positive regulation of gene expression
Cellular component (GO): cytoplasm
Molecular function (GO): growth factor activity; fibroblast growth factor receptor binding
Source: RefSeq, a predicted model, not a curated record
AUGAAUGUUCCUCUCUACCUCUUGACCUUCGCUCACUUGCUUUGCGCCGCCGCCGGAGAGGAGCGCGUCUCCCUGGAGAGCCAACUUCUGGAGGAGGGGAUCCGCUCGGGACGCAGGACGUGCAGGCUCUACUGCCGGGUGGGCAUCGGCUUCCAUCUGCAGAUUCAUCCGGACGGCAGAGUCAACGGCAGCCAUGCGCCCAACCAGCUGAGUGUCCUGGAGCUCUUUGCGGUGGUCUCAGGGGUCAUCGGCAUCAAAGGGGUCUUCAGUAACAGAUUCCUGGCCAACAAGAGAGGACGGCUCCACGCCACCUGUGUAGAGCAGCAGGAGAAUGUCUGGAGCAUCCAGGUGAGGGUAGAGCAGCCGGACGCUGGACAUGAUGCAUGA